Molecule: messenger RNA, 8365 nt
Organism: Chanos chanos (milkfish)
Lineage: Eukaryota; Metazoa; Chordata; Actinopteri; Gonorynchiformes; Chanidae
Gene: ep300a
Product: EP300 lysine acetyltransferase a
Exons: 31
Coding region: 116-8323 (2735 amino acids)
Biological process (GO): positive regulation of transcription by RNA polymerase II
Cellular component (GO): transcription regulator complex; nucleus; histone acetyltransferase complex
Molecular function (GO): protein binding; zinc ion binding; transcription coactivator activity
Source: RefSeq, a predicted model, not a curated record
UCCCCAAAAAGGAGGGGGAAAAGUCACAUUUUAAGUAGCGAUAACAAAAACAAGGUUCGUAAGGAGGUGAGGACUCAUAUCUUUGCGGACAUAUAUUUUUAAUUCGUAAAAAAAUAUGGCCGAGAACGUUCUGGACUCUGGCCCGCCUUCAGCCAAGAGGCCUAAACUCUCUUCUCCGGCACUUUCAGUCUCAGCCAGCGAUGGAAAUGACUUUGGCUCCCUCUUUGACCUGGAGCACGACCUUCCUGAUGAGCUCAUCAGUUCCUCAGAGCUGGGCUUGGCCAAUGGAGGGGACCUCAGCCAGGUUCACACCAGCCUUGGCAGUGGUGCAGGGGGAGUUGGCCUGGGGGUUGUUGGAAGCGGCGGGCAGGACGCAGCUGCCAAGCACAAGCAGCUCUCGGAGCUCCUCCGGGGUGGUGCCCCACCUGCAGGACAACAACAGCAGGGGGCGGUGGACAGCCCAGCCGGGGCCUCCAUGGGCCUUCUGGGGAGCAUGAAGGCAUCGCCAGGGCCCCAGGGAAUGGGCCCCCAGACACAGCAGCACCUCUCGUCUCAACAGGCCAGUCUAAUGCAGCAGCAACAACAGCAAAUGUCUGGCAUGGUAGGUGCCAUGAACAGGGGCAUGCUAGGAGCCCAGAAGGGUAACGGCCAGCAGCAGCAGACUGGGGGGCCCACGCCUCAGCAGCAAGGGAUGCUGGGAGUGCAGAUGAUGAACGGGUCACCCAGAAUGGCAUAUCCGAACCCAGGAAUGGGCAGCAACAGCAACCUGCUGGCAGAGAGCCUACAGCCGCAGCAGGCAGCAGGAAACCAGGGCGGACUGAGAGCACAGCAGCCAGGAGCACUGAACAAGAUGGGAAUGAUGGCUGGUGGAGGCCCUUAUGGAGGGCCUUAUGGGCAGCCUGCAGGUCAGGGUCUGGGAGGAGCAGGGCUGGCCCCGCAACUCCAGAACAAACAAGGUCUGUCCAAUAACCUGGCCCAGUUCAACCUGGACAAGAAACCCCAGCCAAUGCAAGGCAUGGCAGGCAUGGCCUCCCAGCAGCCUCCAGCAGGUGGCACAGGGGCUGGAGGGGCUACUGGCAUGGUGCCCAACACCCAGGGAGGCCUCGUCCCGGCCUCAGCUGCGUCAGCGGCAGCGGCGGCGGCGGCAACAGUGGCAGGAGUGCCCCCGACGGCCGACCCAGAGAAGCGCAAACUCAUUCAGCAGCAGCUGGUGCUCCUGCUCCACGCCCACAAGUGCCAGCGGCGAGAGCAGGCGAACGGGGAGGUGCGGCAGUGCAACCUGCCCCACUGUCGCACUAUGAAGAACGUGCUCAACCACAUGACACACUGCCAGGCUGGCAAAUCCUGCCAGGUGGCACACUGUGCCUCAUCCAGACAGAUCAUCUCCCACUGGAAAAACUGCACUCGGCACGACUGUCCCGUCUGUCUGCCACUGAAGAACGCGGGAGACAAGAGGAACCAGCAGUGUGAGUCUCUUCUCGGCUCUGCUGCCGUGGGCUUGAGCAACACUUUGGGCGCUGUUUCCGGUGGCACUCCCACUGCACCCAACCUCAGCACCCCAGGCCAGAUAGACCCCAGUUCUAUUGAGAGAGCUUAUGCAGCCCUGGGCCUCCCUUAUCAGGGCAACCAAGCUCCACCCCAGCCUGCGCAGUCGGCAUCCCGGGCACUUAACGCCAUGAUGGGGAAUCCCAUGGGUGUGAAUGGGGCCGUUGGCGCUCAGUCUCAAAGCCAGCAGUCUAAUCUUCUUCAGGACACUAUGAUGCAUCUGACCAUGAAAUCUCAAAGUCUGAUGAAUGACAGCAGUGGUGUGGGUAGCGUGGGCACCAUGCCUGCUGCGAGUCCGGCUGCCGCUGCCAGCCUCAGGAAAAGUUGGCAUGAGGACAUCACGCAGGAUCUACGCAACCACCUCGUCCACAAACUGGUCCAGGCCAUCUUUCCUACCCCAGACCCUGCUGCUCUAAAGGAUCGGCGAAUGGAGAAUCUGGUGGCCUACGCUCGGAAAGUGGAAGGCGACAUGUACGAGUCUGCAAACAGUAGGGCGGAGUAUUACCACUUGCUGGCGGAGAAGAUCUACAAGAUCCAGAAGGAACUUGAGGAGAAGCGGCGGACACGGCUGCAGAAGCAGGGCAUGAUGCCUGCUGCGCCCGGCAUGCCCUCCGCUGGCAUGCAGCAGGGUCCCCCUGCCAUUGGCCAGCCUGCGCCACCUACGGGACUACCCCCCAACGGUCCCCUGUCAGAUCCUUCCCUGGUGCGACCCACUGGACCGAACCAGAUGGUUAACAGGAUGCAGAACCCUUCUGGUGGAAUGAAUCCAUUCAAUCAGAUGGGAAUGCAGUCUAUGGGUCAGAGGUCAACGCCCCCUCUUCCAAUGGGUGCACCUCUAAACCAGAUGGGUAUGGGAGCUGCAAGAAUGGCUCAACCCAAUGUUCCCCAGCUCCAGAAUCAGUACAUGCCGCCUGGGCAGUUUCCAGGGACAAAUCUUGGCACUGGCCCAGUUGGCAUGGCUCAGCCAGGCUCUCAAGGUGGUAUCGCCCAGACGCAGAUGCCAACCCCUCCCUCCAUGCCGGUCAGCAGCCCGUUGGCCCAGCCUGGCUCGGCGGGAGGGGCAGGGAGCGGCACCUCGGUGGGCUCGCUGGGCCCGGGCAGUGUGGGCGGGGCCAACCAACCUGCCACACCUUCGCAGGGCAUGAGCCUGCCGCACUGCCCUCCCGUCCGGCAGAACUCCCCAUCCCCGGCACGUAGCCGCACGCCCACGCCGCACCUCACGCCCCCUGGUCUGCCCGGCUCACAGACGCCACAGGCUCACACUCCCGGCCUGCCCCAGUUAACCCCUGCUGCCCCUCAACAGCAGAUACCUCAGCAAGCCAACGCGGACAAAUCCAUGCCGAUACAGCAGCAGCAGCUAGGAGGAGGACCUUCGUUAAGCACCCAGAGCGGUUUGGCCACCCCAACCACUGGCCUUACCCCUCAACUUCCUCGCACUCCUCUGUCCCAGAAGGGCUCCUUGGCGAUGGAUGGCCAGGCUGCUACACCUGCCUCCGUCAGCAGUGCAGACGCCUCCUCCCAGCAGCCACCGUCAGACGGGCAUGAACUCAAGAUGGAGGUGAAACAGCAAGAAGAGGACGAAGAUGAUUCGAUGACAGGGGGGAGGAGUGGAAAGAAAGGAGACAUUAAAGUUGAAGAGAAGCCUGACGUGAAAGAUAUCAAGAAAGAAGAAUCGACAGGGGAGGGUUGCAAAGGGAUUCCUACAGACACGUCGUCUGUGACUGAGGACAAGAAACCCGACGUGAAGAUGGAAGCUAAAGACAAAGAUGAAGGCUCGGGAACAACAGGAGGGCAAAGCGCGGCCUCCGGAACGCAGAGCAAAAAGAAAAUUUUUAAGCCGGAGGAACUGCGACAAGCUCUGAUGCCCACUUUGGAGUCCCUCUACCGUCAAGAUCCUGAGUCUUUACCCUUCCGCCAGCCUGUGGAUCCCUCGCUGUUGGGAAUACCUGAUUAUUUCGACAUUGUGAAAAAUCCCAUGGAUCUGUCUACCAUCAAACGAAAGCUCGACACGGGCCAAUAUCAGGAACCGUGGCAGUACGUGGAUGACAUCUGGCUCAUGUUUAACAACGCCUGGCUGUACAACCGCAAGACUUCACGCGUCUACAAGUACUGCUCCAAACUGGCUGAAGUGUUUGAGCAAGAGAUAGACCCUGUCAUGCAGGGCCUGGGCUACUGCUGUGGAAGGAAGCUGGAGUUUUCUCCCCAAACUCUUUGCUGCUAUGGGAAGCAGCUGUGUACUAUACCACGAGAUGCUGCUUACUUUAGUUACCAGAACAGUUCACCAAAAUAUGGGCUUCUUGCUGACAGGUAUCACUUCUGUGAGAAGUGUUUCAACGAGAUCCAGGGUGAGAGUGUGUCCUUAGGGGACGACCCCUCCCAGCCUCAGGCAUCCAUCAAUAAAGAUCAGUUUGAAAAGAAGAAAAAUGACACCCUGGACCCAGAGCUAUUCGUGGAAUGUAUGGAUUGUGGGCGUAAAAUGCACCAGAUCUGUGUUCUACACAACGAGACCAUUUGGCCGUCUGGGUUUGUGUGUGAUAUCUGCCUGAAGAAGUCUAACAAGACCCGGAAAGAGAACAAAUAUGCCGCCAAAAGGCUUCCUCAGACAAAGCUGGGCAACUACUUAGAAACGCGAGUGAAUGACUUCCUGAAGCGACAGAGCCACCCGGAGGCUGGUGAGGUCACCAUCCGGGUCGUUCACGUUUCUGACAAAGUGGUGGAGGUCAAACCGGGCAUGAAGUCCAGGUUUGUGGACAGUGGAGAAAUGUCUGAGUCUUUCCCGUACAGAUCCAAAGCCCUCUUUGCGUUUGAGGACAUUGAUGGUGUUGACGUCUGCUUCUUCGGCAUGCAUGUGCAGGAAUAUGGCUCUGACUGCCCACCUCCAAAUCAAAGACGAGUAUACAUAUCCUAUCUGGACAGUGUUCACUUCUUCCAGCCACGUUGCUUAAGGACGGGGGUGUACCAUGAGAUACUGAUUGGGUAUCUUGAGUAUGUGAAGAGACUUGGGUUUACCACAGGGCACAUCUGGGCCUGCCCGCCCAGUGAAGGAGAUGACUACAUCUUUCACUGUCACCCUGUGGACCAGAAGAUUCCCAAGCCCAAGAGGCUGCAGGAAUGGUACAAGAAGAUGCUGGAUAAGUCCGUGGCUGAGCGUAUUGUACACGACUACAAGGACAUCUUCAAACAAGCAACAGAGGAUCGCCUCACUAGUGCCAAAGAGCUGCCCUAUUUUGAGGGAGACUUCUGGCCCAAUGUUCUUGAGGAGAGCAUCAAGGAGCUGGAGCAGGAGGAGGAGGAGAGGAAACGGGAGGAAAACAGCACCUCCAAUGAGAGCGUUGACGCAACAAAAGGCGACAGCAAAAACGCCAAGAAAAAGAACAAUAAAAAGACGAGCAAGAACAAGAGCAGCCUGAGCCGAGCCAACAAGAAGAAACCUGGGAUGCCGAAUGUGUCGAACGACCUUUCGCAGAAGCUCUACGCUACCAUGGAGAAGCACAAAGAGGUAUUUUUCGUGAUCCGGCUAAUCGCUGGCCCCACCGCGAACGCCCUGCCACCCAUUAUGGACCCCGACCCGCUGAUGGCGUGCGACCUGAUGGACGGACGAGAUGCGUUCCUGACUCUGGCGCGGGACAAACACCUCGAGUUCUCCUCGCUGCGACGCUCCAAAUGGAGUACCAUGUGCAUGCUGGUGGAGCUACACAACCAGAGCCAAGACCGCUUUGUCUACACCUGCAAUGAGUGUAAACACCACGUUGAAACGCGCUUUCACUGCACUGUGUGUGAGGACUAUGACCUCUGCAUCACUUGCUACAACACAAAGGGCCAUGAGCACAAGAUGGAGAAGUUGGGUCUGGGCCUGGAUGAUGAAAGCAACAGUCAGAGUUCAGCCUCCAUGCAGAGCCCUGGCGACUCGCGACGCCUCAGUAUCCAGCGCUGCAUACAGUCCCUGGUGCACGCUUGCCAGUGCCGCAACGCCAACUGCUCGCUGCCGUCCUGCCAGAAGAUGAAACGUGUCGUGCAGCACACGAAAGGCUGCAAGCGCAAGACCAACGGAGGAUGCCCCAUUUGCAAGCAGCUCAUCGCGCUGUGCUGUUAUCACGCCAAGCAUUGCCAAGAGAACAAGUGUCCCGUGCCGUUCUGCCUCAACAUAAAACAGAAGCUACGCCAGCAGCAGCUUCAACACAGGCUGCAGCAUGCCCAGAUGCUGCGGAGGAGGAUGGCCAGCAUGCAGAGGACCGGGCAGCCACAGCCGGGGGGCAAUGGAGGGCUUCCAUCCCCGGGGAACAACAGCACUACUGGUCCCAGCACGCCAACAUCGAGUACCCAACCUCCCACUCCGCAGACGCCAACCCAACAGUGUUUGCCGCCUGUACCUCAGCCAGGAGUUGGGGCAGGCACUCCGCAGCAGCAGCAGCAGCAGCAGCAGCAGCAACAGCAACAACAAGCAGGUAUGGCUCAGCACCAUCAGUUCCAGCAGAUGCCUCCAAAUCCAGGGAUGAUGAACUCCCCGCAACAGCAGAUGGUACCGCCGCAACAACAGCAGCCUCCGCCUCCCACUGUCCAGCAGCUUCAGCACCCCAACACCCUUCCUCCGUACGCGCCCAGACCACCAGGCUCCUCUCCUCUUUCCCAGUCCCUGGGUAAACCUGGCAUGGGACCUACCAGCAUGCCUCAGCAGCAGCCCAACCAAGGACAGGCUGCCAUGCCCCAACAGCAGCCUGGUCCACCUCCAGCUGCUGUGGAGAUUGCCAUGAAGAUCCAACGAGUGGCAGAGACUCAAAGGCAGAUGGCGCAGGCAAAUAUCAUGCACAGGCCGGGCAAUCCAGCGACGGGGAUGAUGCCCCCACAUCCUCAUCAUCAGGGUCCUCAGGCCCAGGGUCAGAUGGGUAUGAACCGUCCUGGAGCUGGUAUGGUAGGAGUCCAGGGGAUUCCUCCACAAAUGGCCCAACAGGGUAUGAUGGGAGCAGGCAUGCAGCAACAGGGUGGGCCUCAGAGUCAGCUCCCACCUCAAGGGCAGCUUCAACAGCAGGUCCAGCCGGGUGCCCCUCAGCUUCAGCCUCAGCAGCAGCAGCAGUGGGGUGCCCCAGGUAUGCCUCCGCAGCAGAGACCCGGAAUGAUGGGUCAUCCUGGAAUGGUUGCAGCUCAACAGCAGCAACAGGUUGCUCAGCAACAGCCACAGCUUCAGCAGCAGCAGCAACAAGGACAUCCCGGAGUGAUGGGUAUGAUGGGUGGUCCAGGUGGGGCCGCGGCGCCCGGAGUAGGCGCCGGAAAUCUCCCACAGGCUGCCCUUCAAGAGCUCCUUCGAACCCUGCGGUCCCCAAGCUCACCUCUCCAACAACAACAGGUCCUUAACAUCUUGCGCUCAAACCCCCAGCUGAUGGCGACCUUCAUCAAGCAGCGGGCCCCGAGGUAUCUCGGACGCGGAGGACCCGGGGGCGGAGGUGCAGGUGUGGCCGGAGGUCCUGGACCCGGUGUCAUGGAUGGUCAGCAGGUCAACAUGAACCCGGCGGGAGGCCAGGCAGGCAUACAUAUGGGCCAAGCUGGUGGCAUGCCUGGAAUGAACCAGCUUCAGCAGCAGCAACAGCAACAACAACAACAGCAGCAGCAGCAGCAGCAACAACUUCAGCAACGGCCACUCAUGGGUGGGAAUAUACAGCAGCAGCAAUUGGCUGCUUUGCAGCAACAGCAGCAGCAGCAGCAGCAACAACAACAGCAGCAAGGUGCUGUACCAGGUCAAGGCCCCAAUAUGUCUCCACAGUUAAGAGAGCUGUUCUUGAGGAGGCAGUUGCAACAGCAGCAGCAGCAGCAGCAACAACAACAGCAACAGCAGCAGCAACAGCAACAAAUGGGAAAUCAUGCUCAGUUCCAGCCUCCCCAGCAGCAGGGUUACCUUGGCCAGCCUGGUAUGGCUCCUCAGCCGCCUGGUCAGCCACAGCCUGGAGGGCUACAACAACAACAGCAGCAACAACAACAACAGGGUGGUCAGCCUGGGAUGCAGCAGAACUACUCCGGAACGAUGUCUCAGCAGGUGGCAGCAGCUCUUCAGCAGAGGUUGCACCACCAUCAACUCCAGCUGCAGCAGCAGCAGCAGCAGCAGCAACAACAGCAGCAGCAGCAGCAGCAACAGAAUACCAUGGCAGCGCUUCAGGGGGCUGACGGAGGGCCUGCAGGUGGUCCUCUUCAGCAGCAGCAGCAGGUACAGCCCCCACAAGGUGGUCCCCAGACCCAGGCUUCCCAGGCCAUGCUGCAGCAGGCGAUACACCAGAGGCUCCUUCAGCAGCAGCACCUAGGUGGGGGUUCUCCAGCUCAGCACAACAACCCCAUGAGCCCCCAGCAGCCGCAGCAGAUGUCUCAGUCGCCCCAUCUGCAGGGCCAGCAGUUGCCCACCUCACUUAGCAACCAGGUGCGGUCGCCGCAGCCGUCGCCGCGGCCCCAGUCCCAGCCGCCAAACUCCAGCCCGUCUCCUCGCAUGCAGCCCCAGCCCUCCCCUCACCGCAUCUCCCCCCAGACCCAAACGGGCUCCCCUCAUCCGGGUCACCUGACGCAGCACCACCCCGGCAUGGUCGCCCCGCCGCCUCCACAGCAGCAACAACCGUCGCAGCAACAGCCGCAGCAGGCCAACCCCAUGGACCAAGGCCCAUUUGGGGGAGACCAGAAUGCCAUGUUGUCACAGCUCGGUGGCAUCGGCGGCCUGCACGGGUCAGGGGCAAAUGACAUGUUGGCAGGAAGCAGCCAAGAUCUGGGGACAAACAUUAAUCACAAUUCAUUAGACAUUAUGUAGCAUUACUGUGCUUUUCAGAACUUGUCCUAAUCGCCAGAAAGU